Heterobilharzia americana is the source of this 2222-nucleotide messenger RNA. Lineage: Eukaryota; Metazoa; Platyhelminthes; Trematoda; Strigeidida; Schistosomatidae. The record is from the annotation of a GenBank genome assembly.
CACUUUUUUAUACUCUAUUCCCCGUGAAAUAAUCUUGAUGAGCUCUCAGUUCCAACCGAUUUGAAUAGAUUUCGUGGCUGUGUUGGCUAACACCUUUUGACCUACUUUAUAAAGACUUGAAUUCAUCGUAAGGUGAAAACCACAGACUUAGUAUACAGGCGUUGGCUAGCGGCUAUGUUUCUUGACCUGAAGGCGUCAUUCAACUCCGUGGAUCCAGAAGUUUCAUAGCGGAGUAGUGCCCAGUAAAUACUUCAAGUUAGUAAAGGUCUUAUACUUGGACAACCUUGAUCGUGUUGAAGACUGCGGUGAAGUAUAUUGCCUCCACACAUCCAAAGAUAUCCGAUAUAAUAUGUGAAUUAGAUCAAGUGAUUAUCAAUUUAUUGCAAAGAAAUGAACAAUUAUGGAAAUUUUUUGGAUGUCAGCUGGCUAGUUAUCUUUUUUGUUUACAUUGUCGAUUAAUAACAACAAUGAGCCAUUUAUAUACUCUAUCGAAUCGAAAAAAAGUUGUCUACUCUGGAGUUUUUGAUUCACUUCAACAAUCUAUCCGUUUUCGGGUUUACUGUCAUCUUUUUAUUCAAUGCUAUAAUAACUUAAAGCAAAAUCGUACCUUCAAGAUUUUAUCGAAGAAUCGAGCAAAUUUAAUUCUCGUUACUAUGAUGUAUCUUAAAGAUAAUCAAUACACAUGUUCAUUGAGUUAUUCACGAGGAAGUCAUCCAUGGCUGUAUUGUUUCCCGUAUUUUACGAAUGAAAGUACUCACUUUCAUAUUCCUUGCAAGGGUUAUUACCUGAAGGAGUUAAUUGAUUUUCAUCCUGUAUCAUACAGUUUUGAUUCAAGUUUAUUCAGUGUUAUCAAAGAGUCGCUAGUAUAUCCUUGUACAAUGAAAAAUAUGAUUGUAAAUAAUAAGGUUAUAUCAAAUAAUAAGUGGUCUGAGAAAUACCGGAAGAAUUGUACAGAGUUGGAGAUUUUACAAGGUUCUUCCGUUGGUGGUUAUAUUCCAGCUUGGUUCCAAGAGGAGCAUGAUGAUCGAGUAUUGGGUCAUGGUUUGAUAGAUGAAGGACUAAUUCUACUAGAUGAAUUAAUGGAACAUCCAAAUGAAGAGACAUUAAGUAGUUUGUACUACUUUCUGCGUAGUUUACGUGUUCUUCUAGAGACAAAACAACCUGGUUUUUUCAUAUCAUAUUCCGGUGUGAAACAUCAUUCUUCAGGCUGGAAACUGGAUAUAAAUAAUAUCACACCAGAUCUAUCUGCAUCAUUGGAACGUUUCUUGAUAAAAUUUUAUUCACUAUAUCCAUUACAAUUAUCCACUAACUCAUCGUCUUUAACAACAUCAUUUACACAAAUUAAUAAUCAUAAACAGAAAGGGAAUAAUAAAUAUUCAUUCCUGUUAACUUCAUCCAAUGGACAGAAAUCUGUUAAUUUGACAAGAAAACAAUUUAAACAAGAACGUAAACGAAGAAAUAAACAGUUGAAACGUCAUAUGACAAGUGUUGCUGGUGCUUCUACUGACUCUUGUCCUAAUAAUGGUCCGUCAACUAUAACAAUCAGUUCAGCUGACUCUUCGAUCAAUGUAAAUCAUAAUCCCUCUAUAAAGGUUAAUUCAAACAAUCAAGUUUUAUAUUGGAUUCAUCUAAUCAACCAAUCAGCUUUCGAGUUGUUUACAUACAUUGAAUACUAUUCAAUUAGAUGUUUAGAAGUAAAUUGCCGAUCUCCGUUUUCAUGGCCACCGCCUGAAGAUACACAGGAACGUUUAGUUAAGAUUUUAUUUGAUCAAUUAUCUCAAAUGACAUUAAUGUCGACUACACAACUAGCAAACAUUCAUUAUGAUAUUAGUUGUUGGCUUCGUGCAUUCGAUUUGUACUUAUUGGCACCUUAUCGUUUCAAAUGGAAUGUAGAUAAAUCAACUCGAUUAUUUAUUCCAUUGGUGUUAGUUUUCUUGGGAAAAUUAUUUCAUCAACUUACUAUCAAUAUUGUUGAUAAAGAUAAACCACUUAGUAAACGACAACAUUAUUUAAUUGGUCGUUGUACUGGUUUAUUAACUACCUUCUUAACAAAAGAUCUUUUACUUAGUAUGAUGGAAUAUAACAAAAUUGAAUCAAAAUUGAAUGAUGAUGAUGAUGAUGAUGAUAUGAAUGAAUCUAUCAAUGAAGAUUUUCAAGUCAAUUGUCAAGGUGUAGACUAUGAUGAAAUGUGGAUAUGUCAUUCAUACUCUUUAUUUGUCUAA